CUAGUCAACAACGUUGAAACUCUCCCUCCAAAAAGCAAUUUAUCUCUCUCUCUCUCUCUCUCUCUAUCAAUUUUCCACCAUCAGGAAAAGCUUUCUUUCGUUUAUAUAAACCUUCUCAAUUCCACCGUCGUCUCUCAAACCUUCCCUCUUUUGUCUACGUUUUCUACGUUUUUUUUUUGCCCUUUGUUCGUGCGAUGCCACAGGGCAAUUUAGAAACCCUUGUUUCUGCCUGGGCCGGCGGUUCUUGCGACAACAAAAUCGUCUGCGAGACUUUAGCAACCACCGAGGGCCGCGCCUACGACGACCAACUCCACACGGUGGAGAAACCUGGCGAAGAAGAAAUACCGCCGGAUUUCCCGCCAGAAUCGUUUUGGUUAUCGAAAGACGACGAGCUCGACUGGUUCGAUCGCAACGCUUUUUAUGAACGGAAAGAGUCGCAUAAAGGAAACUCAGCUUCGAACUCAACAAAUCUUAAUCCUAAUCUGAUCCCAAAUUCCAAUUCUCAGCGCUUUUCUUUGAGAAAAUCUAAAGCUUCGAUCAUCAGAUUACCGAAACCGCAGAAAUCUUGCUUUGCUGAAACGAAGAACAGGAAGAAUUCUAAGCCUGGAAACACUAGAUUGUUUCCUAAACGGUCGGGCUCCGUUAAAUCGGAUCGGCCAGUUGUUGAACCGUCUUCGCCUAAGGUUUCUUGUAUGGGAAGAGUGAGAUCGAAGCGAGACCCGAAUCGCCGACUAAAAAAGAACCACGAAAAAUCCAUCGAAAUCGAAGCUGUUAAAGAGAAAACGACAAGUAAAAGAAGCAGUUUCUUUUCCAGUUUUCGUGCUAUUUUUUGGUCCAAUGGGAAAGCACGUGAACCACACGCUCUUCCAGUUGCGCCAUCACCGCCAAGGAACAGCGACAUUAGGUCUCGUUUGCCACCCGAUGAUCGUGACGCAAUAUUGAUAGAACCUGAAAUUGCGGAGAGUGAACCGAUUGUUGAGCCGGUCAGUUUAGGUGGUAUGAAGCGGUUCGCGUCUGGUAGGAGAUCGGAGCCGUUAAUCUAAACCGUGGGGGAUAACGUUUCUCUAGUGGUGGGCCAUAGCCCAGGCUUGGGUUGGACUGCCGUCGUGGUUGGGUAACUUGCAAAUCCCCCGUCUAAUGUUUAUUUCCUUCCCUCGGUGUCUCGGCGUGAUUAUCAACGGCUUGGGAAGGUGAAAAAAACACAAAUUUCCAAUUUCGACUUUUUUUUUUUUUAAUUUUGACUUGGUUUUACUUGAUAACGAUUUGUAGAUAUCGAGUGAUUUUGGAGUGGGCAGUUUGUAAAUUUUGUCGUUAUUUCAAUAAAAUUUCAAAAGGGACAUGUAAAUUUCAUAUUA
Messenger RNA from Durio zibethinus, 1355 nucleotides. RefSeq lists its product as uncharacterized. NCBI's taxonomy places the organism in Eukaryota, Viridiplantae, Streptophyta, Magnoliopsida, Malvales, Malvaceae. The record is from RefSeq and is a predicted model, not a curated record.